AUGUCUGCCGAUGAACAGUGGCCCAUCCCUGUUGAGGCAGGAAUUGACGCCGCCUCCGGCGAGUGGGAGGGAAAGCAGUGGCAAGACCAGCGAUUCCCCGACAUGGCGGACGGUGACACCACAAGGCCCGCGACAAGACGACCCAGCACGCCUGUAUGGCCGCACGGCAAGAUCGACGCACCCUCCGGCGACAACACGACCAAACGUCCCUCUUGGGGAGCGUAUGAUGUCAAUCCCCGUAUACGACAACCCGCCGAAGCACCCAUCGCCGUCGACACGGAUGACUGGCCCAAGAGCAGAAGGCCCAAGACCUAUGCCAGGUCCAGCGAUGAUGCCUCCGAACAGGCUACAAGGGGAGUUCAACAUAUCACCGAGUACCACUACCAUAUUCACAAACACAAACACAAACACGUCCAUGAACAGGCCAGGAGUUCCAAGACCACUUCGCCUCGGUCCACGACCUUUAAUACCGGAGGGGCCGAUCAUGGAUCACCACCUCCGCCGCAGUCAUACAGCAUCGGCAUGAACACCGACAUGAACACGAAUGUCGACCCCAUGGUGUCCAUUCCUCUUCCAAGGAUAAGACCCAGGGCAAUGACUCGGCCGCCCAUGCCAAUAAGAGCAGAAGCCAUGUACGGCUUGCCAAAACUCGCCCCACACCACAAUCGAGCAAACACCACCGGGAUAGAGUAUCCACCGACGUGGCCAGACGGAAGACUACAGCCCACGGCAAGACUCGACCCUCGAGGGUCAGAACUGGACCUCGUCCCACCACCGCUGAGACCCCGACAACCGAGUCACGAUUUAGCCCGGCCCAAGGAGGUCCCCACGAAGAGCGAGUUGACAAUGGAGGGCCUCGGUCUGAUGAGGAAAUGCAGCCGUUGUCACCACGGCUUCGUGGACGCCAAACUCCGUGGUACAGAUAGUGUCACCCCUACGUCCGACCCCCAGAGGGAAGGCGUCGAAGCAGCCGAGGGCUCUAAGGUACUACAUCCAGCCGGGAGUCCACUUCCAGGAGUACCAGAAGACAUUGGUGAAAAUGACGUGGUUCAAUCGAAGACAUCCUCCCCCGCACCAAAGGCCGAUGUUGUUGUUGAUGAACGCGACCACAGCAUUUGUUGUCCGGACUGUUGCAAGGAUGAGGACUGUCACGAAGGUUGUCUAGGACAUCCAAGUCCAACCCCGGCAUCGAGUCCAACCAAGAGCAUAUGGUCGGAAGCCCAGACAUCCAGUAGUGCCAGCGACGUUGACGACUGGGACAAUACGGAUGACACAGAGGGCAGUGAGAAGGGGAGAUCCAGCCCGUUUGCCUUCGUCAAGGCCGCCCUGAAACGCUCACGAAAGAAGAAAUCGCAGUCCAGCUUGGGUAUCAAUGCAUCCCCGUUCGAACUCUCAGCCCAUCCCCGGACCCCCGUAACUGGGUCUCGAGAAGACUCGGCUAGGAAUGCGAAUGAUGCUUUAUCCGCCGCUCUCAGCGCCACCGGGUCGCCAAACCCGAUGAUAUCUGGGCGUCGAACCCGCCAAAGACAGCGGAGUUCCAGCGUGCCCUCGAUUGGAGUUGGCGUCCCAGGGUCCAAGUCUGACGGCUCUCGACUGAGAGUUCCUACACCGGCCGGAUUGGCCAUUGCGUGUUCUGGCGCGCCCAAAAGUCAAAGUCGCAGUGUCAGCGGCACCAGUGUCGCUACGUUUGAGCUGCAGGUGCCAGGGUUUGGGUCUCUGGGCGGCAGUGCCAUUGGAGACAUGGUGCUGGUGCCGUUUGAGGCCAGCAAGAUGUGGAUUCGAAAUCACCCUCAAGCCAUGACGCUCGGAUGGGAUGUGUUGGAACGAGGGUGGCAGAUGGGCCGGACCAUGACUGCGACGGGAUGGCGGAUUUGGGCGGUGGUCUUUGUCUACUCCAAGACGGGCAAGUUGAAGUUGAAGCUGGCCAAAGGAGAAACCGCCGGCGGGUUUGUGAUCGACUGCGCGCGAAGUCUGGUGUACUUGAUGAUCUUUGCGGCCGUCGGUGUGUUUGUCAUGCGCGUCAUGAGGGUGGUGUUUGGUAUGGCCAGUCUCGUGGGCUGGCUUUUCCACGCCGUUUUUUGGCUCUUGAAGCAAGUCCUGGGCUUUGGUUUGGCUCGAUGA
Molecule: messenger RNA, 2121 nt
Organism: Capronia epimyces CBS 606.96
Lineage: Eukaryota; Fungi; Ascomycota; Eurotiomycetes; Chaetothyriales; Herpotrichiellaceae
Exons: 2
Coding region: 1-2121 (706 amino acids)
Source: RefSeq, a predicted model, not a curated record